This is a messenger RNA of Oreochromis niloticus (Nile tilapia), 2358 nucleotides long. Its product is annotated as cholesterol 24-hydroxylase. Gene Ontology annotation, biological process: cholesterol catabolic process. The coding region runs from base 24 to 1550 and encodes 508 amino acids. Gene Ontology annotation, molecular function: cholesterol 24-hydroxylase activity; iron ion binding; heme binding. The transcript has 16 exons. Lineage: Eukaryota; Metazoa; Chordata; Actinopteri; Cichliformes; Cichlidae. The record is from RefSeq and is a predicted model, not a curated record.
ACGUCUCCGGGACAUUUUCCAGGAUGGCAGUUUCCAGCCUACUUCUGAGCCUGGCUGCUCGGGCACUUACGUUUCUCUUCUUUCUGCUCGUCAUUGCGUUUCUUGGCUACUGCUUGUACAUUAAAUACAUUCAUAUGAAGUAUGACCACAUCCCCGGGCCGCCGAGGGACAGUUUUUUCUUUGGACACUCACCAACGAUGUUGAAGGCGAUGAAAAAUGACGGAAUUAUACACGACAAAUUUCUGGAGUGGGCCGAGAAGUAUGGACCUGUUUACAGGAUAAAUGUGCUUCACUACGUUUCACUGUGUACGUACUGUCCAGAGGCCACCAAGGAAAUCCUGAUGUCCCCAAAGUACCCCAAACAGAAGUUUGCCUAUAAAAGACUCUUCUACCUGUUUGGUCAAAGGUUCUUUGGAAAUGGGCUGGUAACAGCACGGGAUCAUGAGCAGUGGUACAAACAGCGACGCAUCAUGGACCCCGCGUUCAGCAGCCUGUAUCUGAGAGGUCUAAUGGGAACCUUCAAUGAGAGGGCAGAGAAACUGAUGGAUAAACUUGCAGAGCUUGCUGACAGUAAAACAGAAGCUAAUAUGCUCCAUCUUGUCAACUGUGUCACCCUGGAUGUUAUUAGUAAGGUUGCCUUUGGGGUGGACUUGGACCUCUUGAAGAAUAGUUCACCUUUCCCUAAAGCCAUUGAGACAUGUCUGAAAGGAAUGGUUACCUAUGUUAGAGACAUAUUUUUUGAGUACAAUCCAAAGAACAGAGGAUACGUCAAUGAGGUGAGGGAAGCGUGCCGCCUGCUCCGUACAACUGGAGCCAAGUGGAUCGGUGAGAGAAAGACCGCCAUGCAAAACGGUGACGAGGUCCCCAAAGACAUCCUGACACAAAUCAUCAAAACUGCAAGCCAAGAGGAAAACAUGACUGAAGAAGAUGAAGAAUUCAUGCUGGACAAUUUUGUGACAUUCUUCAUUGCAGGCCAAGAAACAACAGCCAAUCAACUGGCUUUUUGCAUCAUGGAGCUUGGAAGACAUCCUGAAAUACUGGAGAAAGCAAAGAAAGAGGUCGAUGACGUCAUUGGGAUGAAACGUGACAUAAGCUAUGAUGACUUAGGAGAGCUGGUCUACCUGUCACAGGUGCUAAAAGAGACUCUGAGAAUUUACGCCACAGCUCCGGGCACGUCUCGUGAUGUUGCUGAAGACAUGGUGAUUGAUGGUAUCCACAUACCCGGGGGAUUUAGUGUUAUUUUCAGCUCCUAUGUGAGCGGGAGAAUGGAGAGAUUCUUCAAGGAUCCACUGAGAUUUGAUCCCGACAGAUUUCACCCAGAUGCUCCCAAGCCUUAUUACUGCUACUACCCCUUUGCCCUCGGUCCUCGCUCGUGUCUGGGACAGAACUUUGCUCAGAUGGAGGCUAAAGUGGUGAUGGCCAAACUGCUCCAGAGGUUUGACUUCACUCUUGUCCCGGGACAGACCUUUGACAUCCUGGAUGCUGGCACGCUCAGACCAAAGAGUGGAGUGUUGUGCACUUUGAAUCACAGGGAUUACAAAAAUAAAUGAUCUUAAAGUACUUUACAUAAAAAGUGGUCUAUUUUUGGUCCCUGAGAUAUAUUAAUAUAAGCAGAAAGAAGAAGUACAGUUUCAACAGUAUGUCUCAGUUUUUCUACAUGAUUAAGAAAUGCUUCUUUAGUAACUGAGAUCAGCACAACUCUUUGAGUCUAAAUUGUAGAAAUAAAUGUGUAAAAAGAUCAUUGUCAAGAACAGAAUGGAUUUUCUCUUCUUUUUUAAAUUUUGUUUUACUGAGGACUUGUUGUUUUUGUUGUUGUUUUUUUGUUGCUGUUUUUAUUUUUACAAUAACAAAAAACCCUAAAAUUUCUAUAGUAGAUGGUGAAAAAUAGGAACUUUUCUGUCAUUAAAUUGUUUAUUUACGACUGAAUUUCAUUGCUGUAAUAUUAAUGGCCAUGGGCCAAUUUGGCCCCCGGCCUCAUGUUUGACACCUCUGUUUUAAAGGGUAAAACUGAUUGAUUUGAUUUAUAUUCCCGUCUAAAACUUGUGAUUUAAAAAAAUUGAAUUUAAAGAAAAAAUUGUGUCAUGUAUGAACUACACUGUAAAUUCAUAUGAAAUGAAUGUAAUUAUUCUUAUGUCUUCAUUACAAUAAUAUAUAUGGUAAAAUUAUGGGGAGUGCUGGGUAUAAUACCAUUUGCACUUGGCAUUUAAUCUUGCACAAAAUCAUCACAUAGUUUGAUGUAGUGACUUUUUUGUAAUAACCAGUGAGCCAAGGAACCUUUUGUGCCUGCAUAGCAUUCAAGAUUUUCUUAAAAAUGCUGCAUGUUAUGGAAAUGAAAAUAAAUUUUGAGAUCCCACAGAA